AUGGCGGUAGCAGUUACUGCUGAAGCUCCAGACAGCGACAAGGUGUUCCAUGACACCGUCUUCAUGGAAAAAAACAAGCAUAUCUCCGACCAGUGGGUUCGCAUUGCCGAACUGUACCCAGACGGCAUCAGCCAGCCUCUCCUUCCAGCGGAAUUUUCCCGUGAGCAGUUCGGACAGGGCAAUCACUACGAAUGCUUCAUGCUCACAGCCCUGUCCACUCUGGUGCGUUUCCCCAGCGUAAUCCAGAACUGCUUCGUCUCCAAGCACGUUCGACGUGACGGGCGUUACACGUUCCAGUUUUUUCGUGGCAGGGAGUGGGUGAAGGUGGAGAUUGACGACCAAAUCCCACUGGAGGGGGACGGGGAGCUUUACAUUCGCUCGCCCACGGGGUACUGGUGGCCCCUGCUCCUUGAAAAGGCCUAUGCAAAGUUUUAUACCGGCUACGAGAAUCUUGAGGGCUGCACACUGCAGGAGACGUACCACGACCUGACUGGCAAUCCCGUGCUCAACAUCCCCAUUGACGCGAAGCUUGCCAAGGCCGCUGGAGCGGACGUAACGGAGGGCCACUACUGGCUGGAUUUGGCGCUGAAGAUUCAAUCCGGACAGUUCGUGGCCUCUGUAUUAACCAAGGACAUGGAGACUGAGAGUAUGGGUAUUCAGCGCGAGCAGCAGUAUGGUGUGCUCGAGAUCUUUUCGAUGACAGGCACAUCGUCUGUGAACGACAUUGUUAUCCAUUUGCACAAUCCCUUCGAGGAUGAGGAGUUCAUCUACACAGGUCCCCUGAACAGCAAGGAUUCACAGUGGACGCCCAAGUUACGCGCCAAAUACGGUGUGGACGAUGAACGCUCCCUCUUUCUUCCACUCAGCACAUUUAUGAAGAUUAUUAAUUCCAUGCAACUGUGCUAUGUUUCCACGAUAGAUGGCGAUGCCACAUACUUUGAUGACGAAUGGAAAGGUGAGACCGCAGGCGGUAACCCCACAUGUGUUACAUGGCGCAAAAAUCCCCUAUAUAGUGUCAGAAACACUGGAAAAAAAUCGCUGCGGCUCGUGGUGAUGAUCAAACAAGAGGAUCAACGACGGUUUAUUACUAGUGUUGGUAAGUUGAAAUACCUUCAUUGCGAUGCAAUCGUUGUUCAAAAUACAAGUGCCAAUGCAAUACCCACCCAUAUCGUCACUGGCAACAACCACAAGCCCAUUUGCAAGAGCUUGUUUCUGAAUUCUCGUGAGGUGGCGAAUGCCAUUACGGUUCCCCCUAAUUCUCUAUGUUAUCUUGUGCCCUCAUGCAUGUCAAAGGGAUCUGAAUCAAAAUUCACCAUUGCCCUGUAUCGCAUGGUUGGGGAAGAGUACAGCAGUCUCACGAUCAAAAAGCUUAGCGUUCCCGAGAUGGAUUGGGACCAUCCUACUGAGGGGCACGUGGAGUUGGAGCAAAAGGAAAAGGAUCGUGUGGACUUCUAUGUUGACCAAGAAACCGACGUCCACAUACUGAUGCAUCAGGAAAAGCCGUAUUCCAGUGCGACUGGCGGCGAUGCCAUGGCCCAGGACUAUAUGGGCAUGUACCUGUACGACGACGCGGACCGCAAAAUUGGUGGUGUGCACGCUGCAACAAACUUCAGGGAAACAGGCAUCGUCUAUCACCUUCCCCGAAGCGGCCGCUACGCUCUCUCCGUCACAUGUCCACGUGCGAAGGGAAAGGUGCCCGCGCUCAUCACGAUUGUCGCCUCCUAUUCAGCCAACAGUCGUCUCGUCGAAGCCCCAGAGGAUGCAGGCAUGUUUGAAGAUGAGGACGAUGACAUCGACGAGGGAGAGGAGUCUGCGGCACGGAAUAACCCCAUCGACUACAUGCCCAUCAAUAUGCCUCCGUCAAAGAUUACGGAGCUUCCUGACAGCACAACGCCGUUUGAGGACAAGCGGUUUAUGGUCGACAACAAGAUUAUCACGAAUGAUCCAUGGAUCCACAUUGGUGACUUGUAUCCGGAGGGCAAGACACUGCCGCUUCUUCCCGAUAAACUUAGCCGUGACCAGUUUGAGCAGGGCGAGCACUUCGAGUGCUGCUGCCUGACGGCCUUCGCGACACUUGUGGAUCACCACCCCGAUGUACUCCGCAACGUGUUUGUGACAAAGGAGGUGCGAAAGGAUGGUCGCUACACCUUCCAGUUUCACAGGUAUGGCCAGUGGGUGAAGGUCGAAAUCGACGACCGUAUUCCGCUGACGAAGCAGCAGGCCUUGUUCUGCCGCUCCCCCACACGGCACUGGUGGCCUCUGCUGUUGGAGAAGGCGUGCGCCAAGUUCUACACAUUGUACCAGAACCUCGAGGGGUGCACACUGCAGGAGCUGUACUACGACUUUACUGGUUGUCCCGUGAUGAACAUUCCGACCGACCUGAAACUCGCGAAGUCUGCCAUGUAUUCAGUUGACGACCCGGAGUUUUGGCUUGACCUUAAUGAAGAUUUGAAGAACUGCGCCUAUGGAGCUACUGCACGUUCAGGGAUCGGAAGCAAUUUGGGAAUUCAAGAAGACCAGACGUAUGGUAUUCUUUCUGUCAUCUCCACAAGAAAUUCGGUUAGCCCCGAGCUUUCGGACUUGUUGGUUAUGAUUUACAAUCCGUUUGUUGAGGCCGUCUACACGGGUCCUAUGAACAAUGAGGAUAUACGUUGGACCCCGGAAUUGCGUUCCAUGCACUCUCCUGAGCAACGGGAUACAAUCUACAUGCCCGUUGGUAUGUUUCUUGAGACUUUUUCCAGCAUAGAGAAAGUUCUGAUUCGUGGUGUGGCGUUACCUGGCUGGCAUUUCAACAGCGAGUGGGGUGAGGGCACGAAUGGCGGCAACCCUACUCUUGUGACAUGGCGCGAGAAUCCACUUUAUGUGGUGCGAAACAAUUCUGAGGAGCCAUUGCAGAUCAUGGCCAUGAUUGGUCAGCCGGACCAACGACACAAGCUUCACCUAUUGCCACAACAGGAGUUAGAUUAUAUUCAAUGCGGUCUGGUGCUCUCGCAGUGCACAUCCAGCAGCCACCUGGCGACCUAUUUGGUGACCGGCAACAACCACCGAAUUGUGCACAAGGGUCUUUUUAUUGACUCCCGCGAAUCGGCAAACCUUGUUACGGUGCCUCCCAAUUCUCUCUGCUAUCUUGUUCCGAGUGCCAUGUUUCGCGAAAAGAGCAAAUUUUUGCUUUCGUACUGGUACCAGAAGCCGGCUGAUGAGAAGCAAAUGAAGCUUGUGCGACUGAACGUUGACGUUGCGCGUCACCUUCCUGCCAUUGAGCAUCUCGAGUUGAGGAGCAGGGAGAAGGACCGUGUGGACUUUCUUGUUGAUGUUCCCACCGACAUCCACAUUCUUCUGCAGCAGGAGAAGCCGUUUAGAUCGUCCAAUGGCGGUGACGCGAUGGCCGAGGAUUUCAUUGGCAUCUAUCUUUACGACGGCGAGGACAAGCGCAUUCAAGGCGUUACAUCAGCGACAAACUACCGCGAGAUGGGCAUUGUGCAUCAUCUCCCUGCCUCUGGCCGGUACGCUCUCUGCGCCACGUGUCCGCGUGGCAAUGGCGUUGUGCCGUGCAAGGUGGAGGUUGUCGGUGUGGAGUCGGCA
This is a messenger RNA of Trypanosoma cruzi, 3582 nucleotides long. RefSeq names its product calpain-like cysteine peptidase, putative. NCBI's taxonomy places the organism in Eukaryota, Euglenozoa, Kinetoplastea, Trypanosomatida, Trypanosomatidae. Gene Ontology annotation, cellular component: cytoplasm. The annotation marks the transcript as partial. The transcript has a single exon. Gene Ontology annotation, biological process: proteolysis. The record is from RefSeq and is a predicted model, not a curated record. Gene Ontology annotation, molecular function: calcium-dependent cysteine-type endopeptidase activity.